Molecule: messenger RNA, 265 nt
Organism: Euleptes europaea (tarantolino)
Lineage: Eukaryota; Metazoa; Chordata; Lepidosauria; Squamata; Sphaerodactylidae
Gene: ADIRF
Product: adipogenesis regulatory factor
Exons: 3
Coding region: 1-252 (83 amino acids)
Source: RefSeq, a predicted model, not a curated record
AUGUUUAAACUGAACCUUGCAGAGGACGCAAAGCUGGUAGAAAACAAAGCACAGGAAACAGUUAAUUCAGCAGCUCAGGCUAUACAGCAAGCAGCAGACCAGGCAACAGAAGCUGGCCAAAAAGCUCUGGAUGAUGCCUGCAGAUCUGUUCAAGAUGCUGGUGAAAAGGCAGUGCAAAAUGUAACCAGCCAGGUAAACGCCUGGGGUAAGAGCUUUGGAAAGAGUGAGGAGAAGAAGGACGUUCCAACCUAACUACUCUUGUGAU